Messenger RNA from Octodon degus (degu), 2430 nucleotides. RefSeq names its product zinc finger protein 641 (gene Znf641). Gene Ontology annotation, biological process: negative regulation of transcription by RNA polymerase II. Lineage: Eukaryota; Metazoa; Chordata; Mammalia; Rodentia; Octodontidae. The transcript has 7 exons. Gene Ontology annotation, cellular component: nucleoplasm. The record is from RefSeq and is a predicted model, not a curated record. Gene Ontology annotation, molecular function: DNA-binding transcription repressor activity, RNA polymerase II-specific. Bases 622 to 1899 code for a protein of 425 amino acids.
GCCGCGGCCCUCGCGUUGGACCCGCGGCCUCCGCGCUGUCACGCCGUGUCACUCGCCCAGCCCCGGCCGGCUGGAAACCCGCUUCCUGAGCUCACUUUCCCGGCUGCCGCGUCGGGUUCUCUGAACUCUGACCCUCUCCGGCACGGGGACCAGCAGGAGGGGGCGGCAACCUUACUCCUCGGCGGGCGCGCGUCCCGCCGGCGUCCCCGGAGCGACCCAGCCGCGUUCCCUUGGGCCACCCGUGGGUGACGGGCCCUGUUCGCUGUCCCGGAGCGCGAGCUGCAAAAACUUCUCUCCGCAGUUGCCUUGCCACCCAGAGACGUGAGGAAAGAAGGGAAGGAGCGCCCUGAGCCUCUGUGGGCAUGGGAUCACCCUGGAAUCCGGAGAAACCAGGUUAGGGCUGCUCCUUCGCUGCCCUGGCUCUGCUGUAAACGUCUUAGGAAAUACAGGCUGGGGACAGGAUUCUGUCGGAGUCUUGCACUUGCUUUCCACGCUGCUGGCCUAUCAUAUUUACUACAUGAGAGUGGCAGAUCAUGUGCUUAUUUGUUGAAGCUUAUCCUAAGUGAAAUACCUCUUGGUUCAGCCUCAUAAAGAGGUCACAAAGUGGGCUUUCAGGAGAAAAUGCUUUCAAAACAGACAGCAGCCCUGGGGACAGGAUGGGAAUCAAUGAAUGUACAACUGGAUGGGACAGAGCCUCAGGUGGAAAGGGGAAGCCAGGAAGAAGGGCCAUGGAACACAGCACCUGGCCCGUGGCCAUUGGAGCACGUGUGCUACAGCCUUGAAGAGGAGCCACAGUCCCUCCAGAAGGCUCAGUCUGCUCCCUGGGUUCCUGCAAUUCCCCAGGAGGGGAGCGCCGGAGACUGGGAGAUGGCAGCUGCACUUCUUGCAGCCGGAUCACAGGGCCUGGUAACCAUCAAGGAUGUGUCACUGUGCUUCUCUCAGGAAGAGUGGCGGAGCCUGGACCCCUCUCAGACAGACUUUUAUGGAGAAUAUGUCAUGCAGGAAAAUUGUGGAAUCGUGGUCUCUCUGAGAUUUCCAAUUCCCAAACUGGACAUGCUUUCUCAAGUAGGAGGAGGAGAAGAACAGUGGGUCCCUGAUUCCCAGGACUUCGAGGAGAGAGACAUCCUGAGGGUCACGUAUACAGGAGAUGGAAGUGAGCAAGAAGGGGACACCCCUGACCUGGGAGCAGAGCCUCCCAGAAUGUUAUCCAGCGUGUCUGAAGACACCGUUCUCUGGAACCCAGAGCAGGAUGAAAGCUGGAAUGCCACACCCAGGAGCUCUAGAGGCGUGCUCCUCGGCCCACCUCUUCUUCAGGAAAAUAGCUUCUCAAACCUGCUGUGUAGCUCUGAGAUGGAUACCCUGUUAAGACCCCACACGUGCCCCCAGUGUGGGAAACAGUUUGUAUGGGGCUCCCACCUUGCCAGGCAUCAGCAAACACACACAGGAGAGAGGCCCUACAGUUGCCUCAAGUGUGAGAAAAGUUUUGGACGAAGACAUCACCUUAUCAGGCACCAGAAAACCCACCUACAUGACAAGCCCAGCAGGUGCUCGGAGUGUGGCAAGAAUUUCCGAUGCAACUCCCACUUGGCCAGCCACCAGAGAGUGCACGCAGAAGGCAGGUCCUACAAGGGUCAAGAGGUUGGCGAGAAUGCUGGGGCUAGGGGAGGGCAGCAUGUGGUGCCAGCACCCAAGUGCCACGUGUGCACUGAGUGUGGGAAGAGCUUUGGCCGAAGGCACCACCUGGUGCGACACUGGCUGACCCACACUGGGGAGAAACCCUUCCAGUGCCCUCGCUGUGAGAAGAGCUUUGGCCGCAAACAUCACCUGGACAGGCAUCUGCUGACCCACCAGGGACAGAGUCCCCGCAGCAGCUGGGACAGAGGGACAUCUAUCUUGUGAGAUCCGUUUCUGCUAUAGCUAUGAUGAAGUAUACCAGCCGGUGCUACCAGUAGUCACUGCCAGAGCUGCCCCUCUCCUUGCACCCCAGGGGCCAGAAUAGUGAGCCUGGUCCUGUCCCUGGAGCAGCACUCAGCAGUUCUGUGAGAUGGUACAUACCAGCAGUGCUCUCUGGGCACAGAUUGAGAAGUGGUGUGCGUUACCUGGGCUGGUGUUCAGCCUAAGUGCACUUGCACGGGUAUGACGUUAGCAGUCAUAGCUGAGAUCGGUCUAAUUGGUUGGAGUCUAUGCCGUGCCCAUUGUUAAAUAUUUUAGUAUCAACCUUGCAAACCAAUUCUAUUCUCUCUAUAUAUGUGUAUAUAGAGAAAGACCACUUUAGCACAUUAAAGGCUCGGAAAACUCCAGCAGUAAACAUUUAGCUUCUCUUAAUGCAAUGUUUCCUAAAUUCAUUUGACCUCAGCAUCCUAGUUUGUAUCCCACAGAACUGGUGACUCCUUGAAACACUGGUGAACACUGAGUUACACAGAAUUGGGA